Peronospora matthiolae is the source of this 654-nucleotide messenger RNA. The record is from the annotation of a GenBank genome assembly. Lineage: Eukaryota; Oomycota; Peronosporomycetes; Peronosporales; Peronosporaceae.
AUGGGCUGCGCCUCUUCUUCGUCUUCUGCCAUUCCCAAACUACCUGACGCCUAUCAGCUUGCACUCGUUGGAGCGGACUCCUGGGCUCCAGUCGUGACGACCCUUCGCUUGCGCGACCGUUUCUGGGAUCCACCUACCGGUGAGGACUUUGUCGUGUGCGACACCGAGUGGAGCCAUGCCCUGUUCCGGAUUCGAGGCACGACAUCCGCGAUGAAGACGCUACGGGACCCCCGGUGCAACCCGCUGGUCCAUAUCAAGCGCGAGCUCACGGCUUCGGUGCCGACGUACAACGUCUUUGAUGCCAAGGGGUCGGCUGCCAAGCUCUUCUCCAUCAAGGCACGACCUGAUCUGAACGUCGAUUUCCAGCAUCCCAUUUCAGGUCAAAAGUGCCGCAUCGGACUCACUGGAAAUUGGGCCAAACGUCAAGCCUCGAUCUGGAUGGAGCAAGGCCGUCACGGCUCGCGCGUCACCAUUGGCCGCGUCUUCCGCUACUUUGGGAGUCCCGGUUCUGCUGCUGCUACCACGUGCAGCUCGUCGUUGUCGAAUGGGCAACUGAAUACCCACUACUUUCUCGUCGUUAUGGGUGGAGUGGACAUGGCACUUAUGGUACUCAUCUGCAUCGCGUUGGAGCAAGCGGACAGCGAGAAGUGGUGA